Labeo rohita (rohu) is the source of this 1009-nucleotide messenger RNA. RefSeq names its product elastase 2 (gene ela2). The transcript has 8 exons. Gene Ontology annotation, molecular function: serine-type endopeptidase activity. Bases 127 to 927 code for a protein of 266 amino acids. The record is from RefSeq and is a predicted model, not a curated record. Lineage: Eukaryota; Metazoa; Chordata; Actinopteri; Cypriniformes; Cyprinidae. Gene Ontology annotation, biological process: proteolysis.
UAAAUGAUACUGGGAAUGCUAUCGGUGCUUUGCUACAGGAAAUGUAACCGGCCUGUAAUCCUGUUCAGGUCCGGGGUAGUUAUAUAAAUGACAGGUGCUUGGCUGUAACCCCUUCAUUCAGGCAUCAUGAAAUUUCUGAUCUUGGCUCUGUUCAUUGCUGGCGCCUACGGUUGUGGGCAGCCCACCUAUAAACCUUCCAUCUCAAGGGUGGUUGGUGGAACUGAUGUUGUCCCAAACAGCUGGCCCUGGCAGGCGUCCUUCCAGUACCAGAGUGGCAACAGCUUUUACCACACUUGUGGUGGCACCCUGAUCGCCAGUGAGUGGGUUUUGACUGCUGCUCACUGCGUUGGCAGCCGCACUUACAGGGUCUACCUGGGCAAGCACAAUCUGCCAGACGACAACGAGGCUGGCUCUCUCGUCAUCUCUCCUUCCAAGAUUAUAGUGCACGAGAACUGGGAUUCCUACAAUAUCCGCAAUGACAUUGCCCUGAUCAAGUUGUCGACUCCAGUGACUUUUACUGACAAGAUUUCUCCUGCUUGCCUGCCUGCGUCCGGCAGCAUUCUGCCUCACGACUUCGGCUGUUAUGUUACUGGAUGGGGACGCCUCUGGACCAAUGGCCCCAUUGCUGAUAUUCUGCAGCAGGCUAAGCUCCCUGUUGUGGACUUUGCUACCUGCAGUAGGCCUGACUGGUGGGGCGACCUUGUGACCAACCUCAUGAUUUGCGCUGGUGGAGAUGGAGUGGUGUCUAGCUGCAACGGUGAUUCUGGUGGCCCUCUGAACUGCCAGAGAAGUGACGGCACCUGGGAUGUUCACGGUAUCGUGAGUUUUGGCUCCAGCUUGGGCUGCAACUACCCCAAGAAGCCCUCCGCCUUCACCCGUGUGUCUGGCUACAUUUCCUGGAUCAACAAUGUGAUGACCUCUAAUUAAAGUGUGGAAGGUGCGGUUACUUCAAAAUUAACAACAACCAAAAAAAUAAAUGUGUAAUCAAUAAACAUGUAUUCAACAACUA